Messenger RNA from Striga asiatica, 318 nucleotides. NCBI's taxonomy places the organism in Eukaryota, Viridiplantae, Streptophyta, Magnoliopsida, Lamiales, Orobanchaceae. The record is from the annotation of a GenBank genome assembly.
AUGGCUAAAAGCAAUUUCCAUUUAUGCCCUUCAUUUGACCAACCUGCUGUGAAGGCUGAAAAAAGUUCCCCAAUUUUCGUUCAAUUGAGGCCACAAAAUCAAUUAAUCGCCGCUGAAAUCUGCCGAAAUCCGGUGGUUUCAAAGCACAAGAUAGACGAUUCACAUAGGAACCCGGGGUCAGAGGGAUUGUACUCCGGCAAGAGCUUGAUGAGCAGCGACACCACCGUCGAGACGGCCGCCCUCAGCCACUCUUCCGCCAGCUUCAGCCUGUUCUUGUUUGAGCUUCCAGCGGUCUCGCCGGAGCAGGUAGCACUGUAG